UUUCGUCAAGCGUAUACUCUUGUAUCGGUCUUUUGUCUUUGGCCAGACAGGCUGCCUGUAGGCAUGCGCAGUUGGUAGGUUUUCUGACGUGAAAGUCGCCAUAGAAUCGCCAUUUUCAAAACGCCGAAGCUUUAUUGCGCUGUGAAAACACAGUUUGUCGUUUGAGUUUAAAUAAAGAGACGGAUAAUUUGAAUUACGUUAAAGGUAAAGAAAGCGAUGCUUGCAUGUGGAACUGCAGUGCAGAAUUUCAGUGAAAUAUGGUCUCUCACGAACACUUCAAUUACCUUAUUCUUUGAGGUUAGCUCCUGUGCUAGUUUGUCAGAUAAUGUUGGAAAAGGUUAGCAAGACGGCUUACAGAGAGCCAUGGAACUUCCUAACUACAGCAGACAGCUGAUGCAGCAGUUGCUCUCCCUGAGGAAAGAGGGACAGUUUUGUGACUGCACCAUCAUGGUGGGAGACAACCCCCACCAAGCCCACAAACUGGUCCUGGCUGCUGCCAGUCUACUCUUCAGGUCUCUAUUGGAGGGCUCUGACAGCAUUUCCAUAGACACAACUGUGGUCUCGACCCAGGAGUUCUCCUGCCUCCUGGACAUGGUGUACACUGGAAAACUGCCGCCAGGAAAACACAACUUCACCCGCAUCAUCGCAGCCGCAGACAGCCUGCAGAUGUUUGAUGUAGCGGUGGGCUGCAAGAACAUCCUCACCAGUCUGAUGAAGCGGUCAACUACCACCUCACCCUCAACCACGUCUGUCACCAUCCAGCCACAAGCUACGAAUCUCCAGAGCCAGGGAGCUGAGAUGAUAACCUCUUCUAAAAAAGUUGCCCCUUCCCUAGCUAAGGAUGAGGCCACGGUUGGCCCCUCUGGAGCUCAGGUGAAAAGGGAGCAGGAGAAAGUGGAGGAAGGUGGGGCUUCAGUCGGGGGAGUAGAUAAGGACCCUCAGGAGGUGGCCAAGAAAGAAAAUGAUGUAUCCGCUUGUAAAAGACCUCGACUACAACUCCCAGAAUGCACAGGAUCUGACGAGUCAAAUGCCCAGAGCAGCGUAUCUCCAGUUGGGGAGACCAGUUUGAGUGAGUCUGUAGAGGAGAAGGUCAAGCCGAGUGUGUCGGCAGGGGAUGGGAAUGGAUCCAGCAUAUUUCUGGAGCGCAACUUUGAGCUGAUGGAGCUUCUCACUGAGCUGCCUUCCAUCGCUGGGCUACUGAACCAGGCAGCCAGGACCUGUCUGGGGGAGGACGAGAGAGAAGUAGUGUGUAAGUGCUGUGAGAUUGGAGACCCGGGCCUGACUGUACAGAUGCUGAUGGGGCAGGUCAAAGAGGGGGCUGUGAGUGAGGAGGGCCUGGAGUCCCUGCUCUACACCGUCCAGGAGAUAGCCCCCACUCCUUCCCUCCGACUGAGCCAGCUGCUGGAGUGGAGAGCUGGCGCACUGGACGCUGGAGGCUCAGAGGCGGGAUCACAGGAGACCCAACCCUGUUCCUCCAGCCCUGCAGACGAUCACACCAUCGAGGAAGAGGAAGGCAAGGAGAACAAAGCAGAAGACAGUGUUGACGAGAGAGACCAUGGGGAACCGGCAGAUGACGAGGAUGACGGAGUGAGGAAAACCAAGGCCAAAGCCGCCUCCUCCCAGCCCUACUCCUGUCGCUGGUGCUCCAAGGCCUUCGCCUACAAGUGUCGUCUGUCGGCCCACACCAAGAGCUGCUCCCUGAACCAGGAGGCCAAACAGCGAUGCCCGCGCUGCCCAGAGGUGCUGCCCACUGUGCGGGCACUGCAGCGCCACAGCGCCCACGCUCACCCCGAGGCCGCCCGUGCCAAGAGGAAGGUGGUGUGUGACCUGUGUGGCAGGACCUUCGCCCACCCCUCAGGCAUGCUUUACCACAAGCGCACAGAACACUUUGAGGAGAAGCCGUUUGCGUGCGAGGAGUGCGGGGCCAAGUUUGCCGCCAACUCCUCUCUGAAGAACCAUAUGCGUCUGCACACGGGGGAGAAACCCUACCACUGCAAACACUGCGACAUGAGCUUCAGUGUGGCCGCAGCACUAGCGUACCACACCAAGAAGAAGCACUCCGAAGGUAAGAUGUAUUCGUGUCAGUACUGUGAGGCUGUCUUUGCCCAGUCUAUUGAGCUAACGCGUCAUGUGCGAACACACACUGGAGACAAACCGUACGUGUGCCGCGAGUGUGGUAAAGGCUUCAGUCAGGCCAACGGGCUCUCUGUCCACCUGCAGACCUUCCACAACAUCACAGAGCCCCAUGACUGUCAGAAGUGUCGUCUGAGCUUCCCCUCUCUGGAGGAUCACAGGAAGCACAUCCAGGAGAGCCACCCUAAGGAGUUCCACCAGUGUCUCCUCUGCCAGAAGACAUUCAGUAGCGCCGCCCUGCUGGACAAACACAAGGCCAGCCACACGGGCAGCAAACCUUUCAGCUGCAAAAUCUGCCAGAAGUCCUACCAGCAACUGUCAGGCCUGUGGUACCACAACAGGACCACUCACCCGGAGGUGUUUGCGGGUCAGAGCCACAAGCAGCUGAAGACGCUGGUCCAGUGCAGCACCUGCCCCCGCUUCUUCCCCAGCCCGGGCAGCCUGGCCAAACAUACGAGGGCCGAUCACCCAGGCAUGACUGAAGCUGACGGGCUGGUGAUUGGAUGUGACUUAUCUUCAGACUCCAGCGCGGUGAAGUGCCCGUACUGCCCUGCAUUGUUCCCCAGCGAGGAGGAGAUGCAGGAGCACGCCAGCAGUGAACACUUCAGCCAGGAGGGGGCAGCAUUCGGCUGCUCUCUGUGCCCUCUGGUGUGCCCCUCUCAGCUGCAGCUCCAGGAGCACUUCCUCUCCUGCCACAUAGGGGCGCUACAGGACGGAGAAGAGGAGGCCUCCACAUCCCAGACAACAAAAGAGCGGGAAGAUGAUACUGAGCAGCAGGUGAUCUCUUUAGACCAAUCCCAGAUGGGCGGGUCCCAGCAGCAGGUGUACGUUGCCCUGGGAGACGGGGACGGUGGCGAGACCCAAACAGAGGUGCUGGCUGUCAAUGUGGAGGACCUGCUCAAUGGAACAGUCACUUUCAUCUGCAGGGAUGGCCAGUGACCCUUGAACUUUGACCCUAACCUCUGACUGAACAGUGUUUGUCGUCAGAGACACGUGCCCCAUCACAAUCCUCAUGGGAGAGUUCCUUCCUUGAGAUCACCACAGAUAUCAUGAAUGGAUCGGUGGAAUCCUGCUUGAAUACACAGCUUUUACCAAGCCACUGAUACCUCUUUGGUUAUUUUCCUAAGGAAAUAUAAACCAAUCUGAGAACAUUUGACCACUGACAGUUGCUAUUACAAGAAUAACCUCCUUCAAUCUUUCAGACAGCAUUGUACAGUAUUUAUGAAGCUAUGGUAUUAUGUGAGAGUGAAGCAUGUGUGUCUAAUAAGCUUGAUGAUAUUUCUAAAACACUGCUGGGUGCUGUACCAGUUAGCAUCCUAAAUUUGGAUUUUGGAAGAUACAGCAAUAAUUCACUGUGUAAAGCAUAUUGCGACCCACUGAUCUGCUGAAAUCUACUUUGAUCAAAUUAUCGUAUUUUCAGAUGAUAGUCAUGUUAUUAGAGUCCCCAAAUCAAAAUGUACAACCACACAGCUACUAUGACUUUAUUGAAAUAUUAAUUUUAACUGACUCACUUCACCAUAUAUCCUGCCCACAACUGGCUGAUCUCCCCUCCUAAAUACUCAGCUUGUCAAAUCAUGAAAAAGUUUAUAGAUUCAGCCCUGAGUAGAACCAAACUGAAGGAUAUGCAUGAUUAAACAUAAAUAAUACAUUAUACUGAUUAUCCUUGCAGGUCAAGUAUAGCCAGGUUAGCCACAUUUGUAUGAAUCAGUCCACAAAUAAACUGCAGUAGUUCAUAUGAGGACAAAUGCAAACAUACCAAAAGAAACUGGUCUUGAUAUGUCUUCCAUCCCAUCAGCAACUUUGUCAAAGGUACAUGUCCAUAGAUAUACACUUUGUGUGCAAUUUGAAAGCAAUGCCAUAUUUAGAUAUUUGACCGAUAACAGAAGGGAUUAUGAAUCCAAAAAUGUGUAAAUCCUAACAAUGACAGUUAUUGAAUGAUUGAAAUAUCCCGCUUUCUAAAAUAACUACCACAGGCAUGAUCGACAAAGACAAGAUUUCAUUGGAAACCUCUUAAUAAAAUGUUGGUGUUUUGACCUUACUUUCCUUUUACAACCAUGGAUAAUUAGUGGCCCCUUUAAGGAACAACAUGUAUUAACCGUUGGGCUGUCUCAGACCCCCCACAUUGCGAAGGUUAAAAGAAAAUGCUAUUUAUUUGUUUUUGUAUUGGGUAAAAUUGGGUAAACACAACGAUGGUUCGUUGUGAACCUUUGGGUCAUGUGACCCGAAGGCAGCACAAGGGUUAA
This is a messenger RNA of Osmerus eperlanus (European smelt), 4376 nucleotides long. RefSeq names its product zinc finger and BTB domain containing 40 (gene zbtb40). The coding region runs from base 364 to 3072 and encodes 902 amino acids. The record is from RefSeq and is a predicted model, not a curated record. Gene Ontology annotation, molecular function: DNA-binding transcription factor activity, RNA polymerase II-specific; protein binding. NCBI's taxonomy places the organism in Eukaryota, Metazoa, Chordata, Actinopteri, Osmeriformes, Osmeridae. Gene Ontology annotation, cellular component: nucleus. The transcript has 13 exons. Gene Ontology annotation, biological process: regulation of transcription by RNA polymerase II.